Nicotiana attenuata is the source of this 627-nucleotide messenger RNA. Its product is annotated as protein RADIALIS-like 3. Gene Ontology annotation, molecular function: DNA-binding transcription factor activity. Bases 95 to 385 code for a protein of 96 amino acids. The record is from RefSeq and is a predicted model, not a curated record. Lineage: Eukaryota; Viridiplantae; Streptophyta; Magnoliopsida; Solanales; Solanaceae. The transcript is spliced from 2 exons.
CAAAAUUGGCCAUCCUUUUUUCAAUCACCCAUAACCCUAUUCCUUUCUUCUUUUUUUUUUUUUUACUUUUUAAAAACUUCUACAAGUCAAUAAUAUGGCAUCAAACUCUAUUAGAAAUUCAUGGACUCCGCAGCAAAACAAGUUGUUCGAAAGAGCUUUAGCACAGUUUGAUAAGGACACUCCUGACCGCUGGCAAAAUGUGGCUAGGGCUGUUGGUGGUGGAAAAUCGGUCGACGAAAUCAAACGACACUAUGAAAUCCUUAUUGAGGAUCUCAGGCGCAUUGAAUCUGGCCUUGUUCCUCUUCCUACUUACACGAAUGGUGGCAACACUGGAGUUGCAGCCGAUGAAGAACAAAGGCUUCUGAGGUAUCUGAACCUGCACUAGUGAGGAUGUUGAUAAGAAGAUAUUAAGCUGGAUAUCGUUACCUAGCAAGGCAAGUGUAUGAAAAAAGAAGAAGAUGUCCUUAAAAUUACUGUGGAAAUUUGUACUUUCUCCUUUUGUAAAAUAGUGCUGUCUGGUACUUUAAUACCUAUAUGUUUUAUUGCAUUGUACUACGACCCUAUCUUAUGUAUUAAUGAAUCGUAUGAAUCUCUCAUGUCAUUCUAUCCUGUGCAAUAGUUGUUUCA